This is a messenger RNA of Coregonus sp. 'balchen', 12245 nucleotides long. The record is from the annotation of a GenBank genome assembly. Lineage: Eukaryota; Metazoa; Chordata; Actinopteri; Salmoniformes; Salmonidae.
CUUUGUUUAGCCCUACGCUCACUGUCUGUCUGUUUCCCUAGUUUCUCUCUCUUUACUUUUUUUUCUCCUUUUUCUGCAGUUACAUUUUUUUUCUGUAAACCAGGGGGCUGGGCUAUGACUGCAUGAGACAGAGACAGGAAGAGUGUGUGAGAGUGUGUGUGUAUAUGGACGUGUUUUCUUUGCACAAGUGCAUUUCCUCUCUCUCUCUUUCUGCACCGACGUGUCCUGAUUCAUAAUCUCCUCACCUAAAGUUGCAAGGUAAGUGCUCUACGAAAUAACUUUUAACUACUUUUUUCACAUUUCCCUUCUUUUCAGUGUCUUCCUUUUCUCCCCAAUUUUUCCUAAACUGGGAUGCCUAGCAGGGACAUAUUUUCCUAGGCACUCCUUUUUUUAUCUCUCCAUCUUGCAUUUUUUCCUCAAAUUAGCUGAGGAAUCUGAGACGGAACAAUAAAACGAGUCACACUUCGCUUGCCUCCCUAUUUCCAUCCCUCCCUCUAACUCUCCUUCCCCUCCCGAUAUCUCUAUCAAUCAUAAAAUUGUUAGCGAUCUCUUUAUUCUCCUCCCUAUUUCUCUCUCUCGCUGUUUAGAGAUUGUUUAUGGACUCUGCUCUGCACGUAGUCCUUUAUCACCUACACACACACACACACACACACACACACACACACACACACACACACACACACACACACACACACACACACACACACACACACACACACACACACACACACACACACACACACACACACACACAGUCAAGUGGCAUAUUGCUCUCAUAUCUCCCUCCCUCCCACUGUCUGCCUGUAUAUUGUCCCAUCUCAUAUUUCUCCCUCUGAUUAAAAGCGCAUGAAUGAUCUGAUUGGCUCACUGACCCCAGAAUCCUUUCUCUGACCCCCAGCUUAGGGCCAAAGGCCUAGUUUCCCUGUCUCUUGGGCUACGUCCCAGUUCUCUUAUAUUGCCUUCUUUCCUUGUACCCUUGUUUCCUUUCCUUGAUCACUGAUGUGGCUGGAAGAGACUGAAUGGGAGAUGCAAUGGAGACCAAUUGUCCUGUCUUGUCCAGUUCAUUCCAAUCAAUGCUCAUGAGAGACAAAAGAUGAGGAAAGGAGGGUGAUAAUUUGUUUAUGGUCAGGGGCAGUGUGCAAAUUACCUGUCGCAUCAGAGUUAGCUAUCUGUCAGUUUCAGGAUCUGUCAGUUUCAGGACCUGUCAGUGUUAGGACACAUCCCUUCUCUCUCCCUUCGUCUUUCCCUCCCUCCUUCCUCCCCUGGCCCAUGGAAAGUGUCUAGGCAGUUGAGAGGGGAGAUGGAGGAAGCAGUAGGGGGAGGCAGUGGAGGGAGAGAGAGGGGAGGAGGGCCACAGUAGGCAGGCCCAGCAGUCACCAUUAUCACCGUGGUGUUUAGCGUUUGUCAGGAACCCGACUCUUCCCCCACAGAGCGCCCUCGCCACGGCCGCUCAGAUCACUCCCCAGGCUCACGUUACCUUCCCCAUAUAAGCUAACCAGGUGAGGAGCACCAACGCACUCCUCCUCACCCAGGCCCCCUCAGUCCACUCCCACACACAGUCACACACACUCAAGCGGCCAUCAGGCAGAAUGGAGCUGGAGUCGGGUGCGGUGCCGGAGCUGGCCGAGGGGAUCAUGCAGUUAAGUGGACGGGGGCUUUUUCCUCUCAUCUUUACGUCCUCUUCACGACGCUGUCUAAGCAUUGUAACCUAAACGCCUACCGCCGCCCGCCUGCAGUGGUGGUUGGUGGUGGCCAUUUGGCAGCAAGUGUCCUACCUAGGCUAGCAUUUGUGUUCAAAUAUGUACUCUCUCUCUUUUUACCCAUCACUCUUUUUCUGACAGGUUACUUUUAGUAGCUUGUUUUGUUUUGUUGAUUCUCUGGAUUAGUUUGUAUCUGCUUUGCUAACUGGAUUUAACAUGGCAGUUCUGUUUUUACAAGGGCCUAAUAACCUUGCUGCUAGAUAGCAUGAGAGUUUAGCCUAUAUCCUCCUCACUGGGAUCCUGCUAUCCCUGCUGAAAAAAGCAUAGACCAGCCUAAAUUUCAAGCUGGUCCAUGCUGGUCCAGAAUGGUCAAGCUGGUAUGGCAACACCAUGCCCAUCAUUUUUACAUUUCCCAGCAUGCUCUAUUUCAAUAUAUUUUUUAGUUUGUUGUGUUUUUGCAUGUACAUUGAUUGAUUAUUUAAUUAAUCGUAUGCUACACAAAGAUACAUAACAUAAAUGUUUCUAAACUAAUCACAUGUAUUGCACCCGUUACUGAAAUGGUUGUGCCAGUUUAGAUGGUUUAGGUCAUGUCAUUUAUUUAACUUUCUAACCCUGGCAGUCAUUCAAAAUGCAGCUUGUGGGUGAAUAAAAGUUACAAUUGUUGGAUAUCCCCACUCUGGCUGGAUUCCAAUAGGAAUUAAACAUAACUUUGCAAGCCAGCAUAAUGUGACUUGCAGGCUGGAUGUGGCCACUGUAUUAGGGAAAAACUAGGCCCUCAAAAUAAGGCCUUAUGAUAUAUGUAAUGUACUGUCUUAAAUAAUGAAGCACUUUGAUGAUGGUUUUGCUAGUCACCAGCAAAAACACAGCCAAGGCACCAGCAAAAACACAGCAGUGCACCAGCCUAUGCUGGUCUAUGCUGCUGUUUUCAGCAGGGACGUGCAUGAACUUCCUUGCCUGCACUUCCUUAUACCUAAAUCAUUACCUGUGAUGUAGAGAAAGUGAUUGAUUCAGGUUCACAUGUUUUAGUAUUGGUACUGAAGGUAUUGUUUUGUGUUUGUGGCACAAAGUCUCAACAGUAUUAAGUGAUUCAGCCCUAGUAGCAUCAGGAAAGGGUUUAGCUGAUUCUUUAGCUGGGUUUAGGCUUCCUGUGUUGUGUAUCUCUUCUGCUUUAUAGCUCACUAACACUCAAACACUGUUAUGAAAGAGCGAAAGACUGCUGUUGCCAUAUCAGUGUAUAUGUAUUUUAUCUAAAGACUAAUCAAGGAUAGCGACCAGCAAGUACUUAGCUUGUUUGCACCACUCUUUAUUUUUCUCUCUCAGUAAGAACACUCAGUCGAUUGUUAACCAUGGUGAGCUCUGUGUGGUUGUGGAGGGAGGGAGUGAGUCAUAGUGGCAGUUUCCAUAGAUGCCGAUCAAACAGCCAUAUUCUUUGUCUCAUGGGUGGAGCUUUUACUUCAAAAGGUUGCAGACUCAUGACAUUUAUGAGCGCUUGAAGCUACUGACUCUAUCCAUGACCUCUCAUCGUCAUGUAACCUUUUACAAUGGGCAAUCAUCGUGCCAACCCAAUUCAAUCACACUUUAUCAGUACUGGGUUUUUCAGUGGCGCCUGUAUAACUGAGAAAUGUAAACUCAUUGCCAUAUCAAGAGUUUUUACAGUUUUAGUAAAAUCAACAUUGUUUUUUUGCUUUUUAUGAACACGUGUUUUUCAUUUUUCGUUUCUUUGGGACAUAUUUUUCCUAAACGUUUUCAUUGCCAUUUAGGACUGGCUUCUUUCAAGGUUACCCAAUACCCAGGCCAUUUUCCUUCAUACUAAUAUUAGAAAUACAGAGUGGAAACCAUGACAAGUCUUUGACAGUCUGGCUCCCACUUCACAUGGUAGUUACCUACUGGUAGGGUUAGGGUUACCUACUGGUAGGUAGCCUACAGUGUAAUUAUAGUGCAUCUACACAUGUUCUGUGAGAGUUGGGUGAACCCUUUGGUGAGUAGUGUUACUGUAACAUACUACAGCUAUAAUACACCACCAAACCUGCUUAUUACCCAUAUACAGUGAGGGGGAAAAAAGUAUUUGAUUUUGUACGUUUGCCCACUGACAAAGACAUGAUCAGUCUAUAAUUUUAAUGGUAGGUUUAUUUGAACAGUGAGAGACAGAAUAACAACAACAAAAUCCAGAAAAACGCAUGUCAAAAAUGUUAUAAAUUGAUUUGCAUUUUAAUGAGGGAAAUAAGUAUUUGACCCCUCUGCAAAACAUGAGUUAGUACUUGGUGGCAAAACCCUUGUUGGCAAUCACAGAGGUCAGACGUUUCUUGUAGUUGGCCACCAGGUUUGCACACAUCUCAGGAGGGAUUUUGUUCCACUCCUCUUUGCAGAUCUUCUCCAAGUCAUUGAGGUUUCGAGGCUGACGUUUGGCAACUCAAACCUUCAGCUCCCUCCACAGAUUUUCUAUGGGAUUAAGGCUGGUUAGGCUGGUUAGACUGGCUAGGCCGCUCCAGGACCUUAAUGUGCUUCUUCAUGAACCACUCCUUUGUCGCCGUGUGUUUUGGGUCAUUGUCAUGCUGGAAUACCCAUCCACGACCCAUUUUCAAUGCCCUGGCUGAGGGAAGGAGGUUCUCACCCAAGAUUUGACAGUACAUGGCCCUGUCCAUCGUCCCUUUGAUGCAGUGAAGUUGUCCUGUCCCCUUAGCAGAAAAACACCCCCAAAGCAUAAUGUUUCCACCUCCAUGUUUGACGGUGGGGAUGGUGUUCUUGGGGUCAUAGGCAUCAUUCCUCCUCCUCCAAACACGGCGAGUUGAGUUGAUGCCAAAGAGCUUGAUUUUGGUCUCAUCUGACCACAACACUUUCACCCAGUUCUCCUCUGAAUCAUUCAGAUGUUCAUUGGCAAACUUCAGACGGCCCUGUAUAUGUGCUUUCUUGAGCAGGGGGAACUUGCGGGCGCUGCAGGAUUUCAGUCCUUCACGGCGUAGUGUGUUACCAAUUGUUUUCUUGGUGACUAUGGUCCCAGCUGCCUUGAGAUCAUUGACAAGAUCCUCCCGUGUAGUUCUGGGCUGAUUCCUCACCGUUCUCAUGAUCAUUGCAACUCCACGAGGUGAGAUCUUGCAUGGAGCCCCAGGCCGAGGGAGAUUGACAGUUAUUUUGUGUUUCUUCCAUUUGCGAAUAAUCGCACCAACUGUUGUCACCUUCUCACAAAGCUGCUUGGCGAUGGUCUUGUAGCCCAGUCCAGCCUUGUGUAGGUCUACAAUCUUAUCCCUGACAUCCUUGGAGAGCUCUUUGGUCUUGGCCAUUGUGGAGAGUUUGGAAUCUGAUUGAUUGAUUGCUUCUGUGGACAGGUGUCUUUUAUACAGUUAACAAGCUGAAAUUAGGAACACUCCCUUUAAGAGUGUGCUCCUAAUCUCAGCUCGUUACCUGUAUAAAAGACACCUGGGAGCCAGAAAUCUUUCUGAUUGAGAGGGGGUCAAAUACUUAUUUCCCUCAUUAAAAUGCAAAUCAAUUUAUAACAUUUUUGACAUGCGUUUUUCUGAAUUUUUUUGUUGUUAUUCUGUCUCUCACUAUUCAAAUAAACCUACCAUUAAAACUAUAGACUGAUCAUUUCUUUGUCAGUGGGCAAACGUACAAAAUCAGCAGGGGAUCAAAUACUUUUUUCCCUCAAUGUACCCAUUUUAUUUAUUGGUUUUAGGUGUAAUGUUGCUGGAUUGACAGUGAAGCAGCCCAUUUAAGACAAAUGACAGGACAUCCCAUUGAAUGAGGACAGACCAUACAAAACAAUCAACAUAGUGCUCUGUUUCAGGGUGAAUAGGUUCUAAUCAAUAAACAUCAACACUACCGGUCUCCCAUGAUAUUCCACCUGCCUUCCAUUUUACACACAAACAAAUGUCUGCCAAAGGACACUGGCCACGUUUAGUGUAGUCAGAACAACUGUCUAAGGACAGGUGACUUGAGUGUACAGUCGUGGUCAAACGUUUUGAGAAUGACACAAAUACUAAUUUUCACAAAGUCUGCUGCCUCAGUUUUGAUGAUGGCAAUUUGCAUAUACUCCAGAAUGUCAUGAAGAGUGAUCAGAUGAAUUGCAAUUAAUUGCAAAGUCCCUCUUUGCCAAGAAAAUGAACUUAAUCCCAAAAAAACAUGUCCACUACAUUUCAGCCCUGCCACAAAAGGACCAGCUGCCAUCAUGUCAGUGAUUCUCUCGUUAACACAGGUGAGAGUGUUGACGAGGACAAGGCUGGAGAUCACUCUGUCAUGCUGAUUCAGUUAGAAUAACAGACUGGAAGCUUUAAAAGGAGGGUGGUGAUUGAAAUCAUUGUUAUUCCUCUGUUAACCAUGGUUACCUGCAAGGAAACACAUGCUGUCAUCAUUGCUUUGCACAAAAAGGGCUUCACAGGCAAGGAUAUUGCUGCUAGUAAGAUUGCACCUAAAUCAACCAUUUAUCGGAUCAUCAAGAACUUCAAGGAGAGAGGUUCAAUUGUUGUGAAGAAGGCGUCAGGGCGCCCAAGAAAGUCCAGCAAGCGCCAGGACCGUCUCUUAAAGUUGAUUCAGCUGCGGGAUCGGGGCACCACCAUUGCAGAGCUUGCUCAGGAAUGGCAGCAGGCAGAUGUGAGUGCAUCUGCACGCACAGUGAGGCGAAGACUUUUGGAGGAUGGCCUGGUGUCAAGAAGGGCAGCGAGGAAGCCACUUCUCUCCAGGAAAAACAUCAGGGACAGACUGAUAUUCUGCAAAAGGUACAGGGAUUGGACUGCUGAGGACUGGGGUAAAGUCGUUUUCUCUGAUGAAUCCCCUUUCCGAUUGUUUGGGGCAUCCGGAAAACACCUUGUCCGGAGAAGACAAGGUGAGCGCUACCAUCAGUCCUGUGUCAUGCCAACAGUAAAGCAUCCUGAGACCAUUCAUGUGAGGGGUUGCUUCUCAGCCAAGGGAGUGGGCUCGCUCACAAUUUUGCCUAAGAACACAGCCAUGAAUAAAGAAUGGUACCAACACAUCCUCCGAGAGCAACUUCUCCCAACCAUCCAAGAACAGUUUGGUGAUGACCAAUGCCUUUUCCAGCAUGAUGGAGCACCUUGCCAUAAGGCAAAAGUGAUAACUAAGUGGCUCGGCGAACAAAACAUCGACAUUUUGGGUCCAUGUCCAGGAAACUCCCCAGACCUUAAUCCCAUUGAGAACUUGUGGUCGAUCCUCAAGAGGCGGGUGGACAAACAAAAACCCACAAAUUCUGACAAACUCCAAGCAUUGAUUAUGCAAGAAUGGGCUGCCAUCUGUCAGGAUGUGGCCCAGAAGUGAAUUGACAGCAUGCCAGGGCGGAUUGCGGAGGUCUUGAAAAAGAAGGGUCAACACUGCAAAUAUUGACUCUUUCCAUAAACUUAAUGUAAUUGUCAAUAAAAGCCUUUGACACUUAUGGAAUGCUUGUAAUUAUACUUCAGUAUACCAUAGUAACAUCUGACAAAAAUAUGUCAUAACACUGAAGCAGCGAACUUUGUGCAGACCAAUUCUUGUGUCAUUCUCAAAACUUUUGACCACGACUGUAGUCUGCAUAACAUCCAACAUUCAUUUACCCUGGAAUAUGACUCUAUCACUUACUGAAUCGGAUUGCUACAGGGAAAUGACAUUGGCAGAGGUACUAUGAAUCGAUAAAGCUGUGUAUGUUCUAGCUUUGGCAACUGUGGGUAGAGAGAGACAGAGAAGAGAAAGUGAGACAGAGCAAGAGAGAGGGAGAGAUAUUUAGUUCAGCAUUUGAGAUGUGAUACAACUUGUCCUGUAGGCACACCCUCUUUUGUACAACCACUAGUGUUGUAUGGGUCGGUUUGCCUGCAAUGUUGUCGUAUUACACAACAAUGAUGUAACCCAUCUACCCCUAUGUUCUUCAUCAAGCAACUUGACCCCUCAUUUUGCAUGUUCUCUUCUACUCAUUUCCACCUGUCUCUCUGUUUUCUGUCUUCCGGCAGAAAUAGUGAUUGUUAUCAUGCUAUGGCUAUAUGAGUUGUCACCUAUCCUCCACUGCUGCGCUCUAUUCUCUGUCUGCUUUCCAAUAUGGAAAUCGGUGUUCUUGCCAAGUGAAAGCGAUUUCCCUUAGUUGACUGCUUCUGCCACCUCCAGCGGAAACAACUCCCCAUCUCUAUUUGUUUCAUUUCAUAGCAAAGAAAUAUACCCCUUCCCACACCCUAGAAAAUACAACAGACUCCACUUAAACCCUUUCUCUUCCAACUCACCCCUCCCCAACUCUACCAUUAAUUUAUCCUCCACCCUCAACUCCCCUGAACCGCUCCCUCUUCCCAGUGCAGAAUGCUCCCUUUCCAGGCAGCCGCCCUCCCCCCCAUAAUCCUACAUCCUACCAUCCAUCCAUCCUCUGCCACCAUUGCAUCCACUGACCCACUCUCUCCUCCCCUUCUUCCCAAUGCAGAAUGUUCCCCUGCCAAGCAGCGCCGGGCCAGUUUGGACCAGAGACACGGGAGCCAGGGCUGAAGGUGUGGCGGGUGGAGAAGAUGAAGGCGGUGCUGCUGGAUCCGGCCGAGGUGGGGGCCUUCUUCAACGGAGACUCCUACCUGGUGCUGGAGCACAGGGGGGACCAGGGGGCAGACCUGCACAUGUGGAUAGGUGAGGUUAUGGAAAAUGGAUGCGUGUUACAGUAAACGUCAAAUAAGUAGGGUCCAGAGUUUUUACUGACCAGGGCCUGUAUUCACAUAGCGUGUCAGAGUAGGAGUGCUGAUCUAAGAUCAGGUUCCCCUGUCUUAUCCAUUAUGAUCUAAAAGGCUAAACUGAUACUAGAUCAACACUCCUACUCCGAGAGGUCCUGGAGAUUUUCCUGGUCAAGUCACAUGUUCAUGAGAAACUCAUGAGGCCCCACUAAUAAGGUACUGGGCAUGAAAACCUGCAGAAGUAUGUAAUAAAACACUCCAACACUUACCCUUUAUUGAAGUACAAGACCAUGUUUUGAUCCAUACUGAUAUUUGCCAGAGCUUCAAUAGAAACAGGUGUAGGAGAAUUUGAGUGUGCUACUCAACUAACUGUUAUGGAAUGGGUGAGUUGCGGUCAUCUCAGGGCAUGGAUGGAAAAGGAUGCCUCAGUCUUGGCAUAAGAGCCCUCUAUUAUCUUCCAUGAAUGGGGUCUCGUAAGCUUGUAUCCAGUACUGCUCUGUAUAUCCAAACUACUAGCCAACCCAUUGUGUACACACCUAAUUAACCUCCCUGCGGUUGACAAGCUAAUAACCCUUAUGCUAAUAGUGAUGACACACACGCCACGACGCUGACCCAACGACUGAUUAUGUGAGGACGGAGACUAAGACUGACGGAUGGAAGGAUGAUGAGAGAAGAGGGAUGGGGGGAAUAAAAGAGGAGAAGAGCUCCCCAGGGAAAAGGGCUGGGAAGGGCUUGGUUCUGUGUGUGUGUGCUCAUUAAAAAUGCAGUAGGGCUGUUACAGUACUCAAAUGUGGCUGUUGUUUCCAGCAUGUAUCCGGUGCUUAGGUGACACUAAGCCGAUUGUCAUUGCAUGGAAGAUGGCUCCUCUCCAAAAAGCACCUCCUCCCCUCGUCCGUGACCCCUCCCUCCACCUCUUACAUGACCCCUCCCUCCACCUCUUACACGACCCCUCCCUCCACCUCUUACAUGACCCCUCCCUCCAUCUCUUACAUGACCCCUCCCUCCACCUCUUGCAUGACCCUGACCCCUAUUUUGUGUUUAUUUACCUGACGCUCACUCACUCGUUUAGUCUAUGCAACCCCCCCCCCCCCCCCCCCCCCAUUUCACCCCACCUCUCUCUCUCUCCCUUUACCUCCUGACCAUUCUCUUUUUUUUUUUACUCUUUCCCUUCACAAACCCCCCCCCCCCCCCCCCCCCUCUCUCUUCCCCCCAGGUGAGAAGUCAUCUCGUGACGAGCAGGUGGCAUGUGCCAUGCUGGCUACCCAGCUGGACAACUUCCUGGGUGGUGACCCCAUCCAGCAUCGCCAGGUCCAGGGCUACGAGGCCCCAGAGUUCAUGAAUCUCUUCCACAGGGGGGUCAGCUACAAGGUGGGCAGGAGGAGGGAGGAUACUCCUAGUUCAUGUUUACUGACAACUCAAGGCCCAAUCUUAACUUGAUAAAUGCACUCGUAUGGGAUUUUAUGUGCAAACUUUUGUGUUUCCCAUGGACAUCAAUGUGUGAUUUACUGCAUCUGGAACUUUGUAAUCCAUGUGUUUCCCACAUUAGAUUUGGGCCCACUAUGAGUAAUGCAUGUGUAUCCUAACGUGUUAGGCUUUAGUCCUAUAUUGCCAGUAAAUGCAAAAAGCAUCACUUUGCAUAAUUUCAUCAUAUGCUGCUGAUUUCUUGCCAUAUCAUUCCAUAUCUCUCCCGUUGAAGCGAUAGCUGGUAAAACCCAGAGACUUCCUGUUAGAUACAGAUAAGAAAAAGCGAACAUAAACAUCAUUUUCAGAUUGUUACCUUUCUCUUUCCUUCUUUAUUUUCCUCUGUCACUCACUCUCUCUCAAAAACACACACAUACGUACGCGCACACACUCACACGCACACACACACGUGUAGGAGGGUGGUGUGGAGUCAGGUUUCAGGCGGCCCCAAGGUGGGUCAGGGCCAGUCCACAGGCUGUACCAGAUCAAAGGGAAGCGCAACAUCCGUGCCAAGGAGGUGGAGCUGAGCUGGCAGAGCUUCAACAAGGGAGACUGCUUCAUCCUGGACCUAGGAGAGGUGAGAGAGAGGUAGAGGGAGAGAGAGGGAGAGAGGUAAAAGGGGAGAGAAGGGGCAGGGAAGAGAGGGGGAGAGGUGACAGGGAGGGGGAGGGGGAGAGGUUAGAGUAAGGAUGGGGAGAACAUUACAUUGUUGCCUUGCCAAAUCCAAAUGUCAAAUUUCCGCUCAUUUAGUGAUCAAUAAAGUAGGCCUACUAUCAAAUCAUAUCUUUUCCACUUCAGAUCCACAUGUCUGUUUAUGUCUUUAGACCAUAUUUUCAUGGAUCGGCUCGCAGGCCAACAUGUUUGAGAAGCAGAAGUCGCGUGAGAUCGCUAGCCUGAUCCGCGACACUGAGCGGCACGGUAAAGCACGCAUCGUUGACAUCAGUGAGGGAGAGGAGUCGCCGGAGAUGCUCAAGGUAAAAUGGCCGACAUAGUCCUUUUCUCCCAAAGCAAACGAAAACAAAGUCACAGACCUAGAGACUUGUCAAUCCUGUAAUGUCUAAGCAUAUUUUAUAGACUUUGAUAUUGAGGUAUAGGAAGGUAAUGGGUCGAUAGUUAGUCAGACAAGUUACAAUUUGUUCCAUUCUUUCAUUGACUAGUCCACUCACAAACACUUUGUUUUGUGGACUGAGGUUGCUGACAUGAUGUUGAGGAUCAAACUUAAAAUAAAUGUUUCAUAAACCUCACCACAAUCCAUGUUCCACUCUGCCAUGUGAUUGACAGGUGCUGGGACCAAUGCUAGAGCUGGCAGAGAGCACUCCAGAAGAGGACAGUCAAGCAGACAUCUCCAACUCCGCCUCCCUUUACAAGGUAGCUGGACAUUAGAAUUCUAUUAAUAAACAGUGGUGAAUCUCAAGAAAUGUUCUAUUGCAUUACAACAGUACUAUUGUAAAUGGAUAGCUCACCCCAUUUGAGGUAUUUUGGAAUGUAGACUGCACAGCACAGCUAGCUAUACUUUGGGGCUCUUUUUUUCCAAGAGCAAACAAGGUGAACUAGUUCACAAAUUAACUAUAAGUCAUGGCCGGUGUUGUUAUCCUCCACAGGUGUCCGAUGCGACAGGUAAGAUGAAGCUGACCAAUGUCUCUGAAAAAAGCCCAUUUGCCAAGGACCUUCUGGUGCGUGACGACUGCUUUAUUCUAGACAACGGGGCCAAUGGAAAGAUCUUUGUUUGGAAAGGUGAGGAAAACAUGUGAACCUCGACUAACAUAUUUCUGCUCCAUGAAAUGUAUUCCUCUAAUAAUUUUUGUGAUAUCCAACUAGAUAUCCAAUGUCUAAUUCAAAACGAAUUUAAUCAGGGUUUGUAUUAAAUAAAGUGAAUUGACAUUAUCAUGGCGAAACCUUACUGAGACCUCUAUGGGUUAGACUGAGGUGAGACAUGGUGAGACAUUAUCCCACUUGUUAUGAUUGACAGGUAUGGGAGCCAAUGCAGAGGAGAAGAGGGAGGCCUUGAAAAUGGCAGAUGACUUCAUCCAACAGAUGAACUACCCCAGGAUGAAAACGCAGGUGAGUCAAGCAUGAUCUCACAAACGACAAAAACCCAAACAUUAUUUGCUCAUUGUCCAGCCUUUAAGUCUACCCAGCAGCAUAACAUCAGCAAGUGAUAGCGUCAUGAUUUUAUUAUACCUGAAAACAGUAGAAUUUGCACAUUUAAGUUCAGUAAGUCAAAUCGAAUGACAUGUAAGUCUUCCUCCAUUGUAACAAUGCACUGCGCAGUGUGUUAUGUAACCACCAGGUCAUGAACCCAGUGUCAUAAAUGCUUUGUGUGUAUAUAGUAGGGUUGUUUAUGUGUAUAUGAUGCACUAUAUAAACAGUCAUGACCAGGUAGUCAAAUCUCUGCAUGGUCUUACAGGUGGAGAUACUACCACAGGGGAGGGAGACGAUCGUCUUCAAGCAGUUCUUCAAGAACUGGAAC